Salvelinus sp. IW2-2015 is the source of this 817-nucleotide messenger RNA. Its product is annotated as unique cartilage matrix-associated protein. The record is from RefSeq and is a predicted model, not a curated record. Gene Ontology annotation, biological process: regulation of osteoblast differentiation; embryonic skeletal system development. Gene Ontology annotation, cellular component: extracellular matrix. Lineage: Eukaryota; Metazoa; Chordata; Actinopteri; Salmoniformes; Salmonidae.
CACCUCACUCACCUCUCUCCUAUCCCUCAACAGCUCAGACACAGCUCUCAAGAUGUCCUGGCCGCAUGCAACCUUCCUUGUCGCUGUGCUCCUGUCACUGUCCUUAUCUCAGGAGGUAGACAGUGCAGCUGUCCCCGAUGAUAAGGGCACUACCAAGGCAACCGACCCGAGAGGUCCACUGAGGGAGAUCUUCAUGCCCGAGGCCGAUGCAGCAAACUUCUUCAGACGCCGCAGCAGGAGAGCUGCCAAGUCUCAGGACGAAAUUGACGCUGAACAGAGGCAGGUGCUGGCUGCAGAUAAGCGGAAGAGAGAGAACCAUGAGGAACAGAUGAAUGAGUUUGAGAACUACGCUGAGGAGGAGCAUGACGAGCAAGACGAGAGACCCGGAGAGCACCGAGCAGUGGCGAGAGUUUCCACUAUGACGCCUGCAUCCCCCCAGGAGUACAACCGCCAGUCUACCUGAGACAUCACCGCCCUACUGAGACAGUGGUAUUACAGCAGGCAGGACACAGAGGGCUACGCCCCCUACUAUAGACGCACCUCUACCUGUAAAAUGUACUUUUAUAAUGUCAUGUACGCUUUUUAAAUACUUUGGAAAGACUUUAGGUAGGUGUUCUCUUUUAGAUCUGCCUUAUAAAAUAAUAUUUUUAAAGAAACAAAUGAAUGUUAUUCUUCGUACUCGGUUUGAACGUUUGCAUGUGUGUUGCAUUUUCGCAUGCUGUGUGACUUACAAUGAUGUAGAUUUGAAAUGUUUAUACUUAUAUACAGCUGAAGUCGGAAGUUUAUAUCACUUAGUUGGAGUCAUUAAAACUCGUUU